Messenger RNA from Fukomys damarensis (Damara mole-rat), 1419 nucleotides. Its product is annotated as vomeromodulin-like. Lineage: Eukaryota; Metazoa; Chordata; Mammalia; Rodentia; Bathyergidae. The coding region runs from base 1 to 1395 and encodes 464 amino acids. The transcript has 8 exons. Gene Ontology annotation, biological process: sensory perception of smell. The record is from RefSeq and is a predicted model, not a curated record.
AUGGGGAGCAACUCUGCCAUCAGUAGUUCAGAGAAAAGAUCAGGAGGAGAAGCAGCUUCUGAUCAUUUUAACCAUCAUCAACUGAGCAAGGUAUCAGCCACCAGGAUGUGGAUGCUCUGGGCCCUGGCCACCAUGCUGGCCACGCAAGCUGGAGCACUUGACGUGCUAGAACCACCCCCAGUAGGAAGCCUUCCUUCCCCGCUAUCCUCUGUGCAAUAUGUGGAACCUCCCCCUGUUCCUCUGCCAUCCGAACUGCUUUUCAGAAGUCCCUCAGCCCAAAACAGCUUCCCACCCAGCAAAAAGUCACCUAAGACCCCAGAAGGCCAAUGUGCACCUGCCUCCAAGUACUUCCUGUCUGCCGAGAAAAUCAAUGAGUACCUGAAUGCCACUAUACCCCUGGAAGUUGAGAAGCUGGUGAAGUGUGGGAAGGUUAACCUAAUCGGAGCAUUGGGGGAAGUGAUAAACAUGAUGGAAAACACUGGCGUGCUCGAGCUGCUAGACGUUACUUCACUCCUAGAAAUGGGAGAUGGCGGGAUUGGUGGCAUCAUAGGCUUGAACAGCAAGGGUGACAAGUCUCCAAAGCUCCCGUCCCUCUCCAAAGUUGGUGAAACUGCUGAUAAUCUGGGUGUGGGCAGCCUGCUGUCGUCUGGAGCAGGCCAAAGCCCUAUAAAAGGGCUCCUUGAUAGUGCUCAACUCCCCAACCUCCAGCCCGUGAAUGAUGUGGCUGGAAGCGCUAAGAAUCUCAAAGAUUCUGCCUUGGGGAAGGUGAAGGAUGUCUUGCCAGCAGAAGCCACCAAAGCAUUCAAAAGUGCACUGGGAAAUAUUGAGCUAAAAGAAGUAUUGCUGGGUUGCAGAUUAAACGUUGACUCCGUGAAUACAGUGGACUUAAAUACAACUAUAACGGACGAUGAGAUUGACGUUAAGACCAAAGCUGUUGCUACCAUAGGUGGAAAAGGUGUGGCUGGACCCGUCAUCAACAUAGUGGGAUUUGAAGUGCACUUGGAAAUAAAUCUGAAAAUUGCUGCUUCCACAAACAAUACCCAAUGCAUCAGCCUUGAUAUCGAGGAAACAAAUAUCAAUACCAACAAAGUGACCCUUCGGAUAUUAGAAACACUCACAGAUACUGCGUCUCUUCCUGUUUCUCUGCCCUUGAAGGACACGGUGCCUAAAGUGUUGUCAGUAGAGUUACAGAAGAACGUUGACAACUCAGAAUCCUGUGGCAUUGUUCUCAGUGAUUUCAACGAGUGCAAAAACUCCACCGGCUUAUUCCAGUUCCGCAUAAAAUCAGCAAAGACCGAAGCAAAAGGCCUUUCAAUCCUCUACUGUGUAAGUGUCCUUUGUCUUUAUGAUGGCUUCUGGGCAAAGGCUGGAGGCCUAGUUGACCUCAUAAGAUAGAGCAGGAUAAGACAAACCAGCUAU